CAUAUUGUUAUUGUUUUGGUAGAGAGGUGUUCGCGAACACAAAGUGUAGUAUUGUCAGUGUGUGGGGUUUUAACAUUGCCUGAAGUGAAUUGUUUGUUCCAUGUUCAUGUUUUUCUCAUGUAAAGUCAUGCUUGGAUUUUCGAAUAUGUUUUAAUGGAAUUAAAACGUUUAUUCAAUGAUUUUAAACCGUUUACCGGUGUAAUUUUAGUCUAAUUCACUGCGGAAUUUCAUUCAGGCGAUUUCUUUUGUCGCCUGGCCCAUUCCCGAUCAGCUGGUCUGACACAUCAACCAAGGAACCGACGAAGGAAGGCCUCGAGCUUGGUUGGCCUACCUACGCUUCUUUGUUCUCUGUUGAAACAAAUUUGAUUUUAAAUAUAUACAGAUACAUCUUGAGAUGGAGUUUAUGUUUGAUUGGGAAGAUGGCGACCGGUUUUCUUUUGAGGAUAGUGACCGUUUUGAAGAGGACUCGCUUUGUUCUUGGUUGAGUGAAACAGAAAGUAUAUGCAACAACUGGCGAGGUUGGAAGAAAGGUGCAACCGGGGGAUCACCCACUACAUCUCAGCCAGCGGCAGCUCCAUCCGAAACCUGUGAUGAAGUGCUUCCAUUGGUUGAACUCGCUGCCAGGACGGUAGCCUUCCACAUUCCAUUUGAGGUAGUAGAGAAUGUCUAUCCACCUGUUCCGGAAAACUUACAGCUUCGUAUCUCAUUCUGGAGCUUCCCUGAAAAUGAAGAUGAUAUACGAUUGUAUUCCUGCUUAGCUAAUGGAAGCCCAGAAGAAUUUCAGAAGGGUGAGCUUUUGCUGAAGAAUAAAGCUGUGAAGGAAGUCCUACAAAUCGGUUUUCACCUCAGCGGAACCAUUGGUCCUUCAUCAGCACUAUCAAUGAAAGAUACUUUUAACGUGGCAAUAACAUUUUACAAACGAUGCAUAACAACAUGCAGUUGCACCUGCACGUUAACUGGCAAGUGGUGCUCGCACGUCGUUGCGCUGUGUUUGUAUCGUAUAAUCAACGCUGAAAAUGUCUGUCUACGUGCACCGGUCUCAGAAUCGUUAUCGCGUCUCCACCGCGACCAACUUCAAAAGUUUGCACAGUAUUUAAUCAGCGAACUACCGCAACAGAUUCUACCUACAGCUCAGCGAUUACUAGACGAAUUAUUAUCCUCUCAAGCGAAUACUAUUAACACAGUGCGUGGUGCCCCGGAUCCUACCGCGGGACCCCCUGCCACUGAGUCCAGCCAAUGGUAUCUUGACGAUAGCCUGUUACAUGAGAACAUCAAGAAGACGUUAUUACGCUUUUGCGGACCUGGUCCACUUGUAUUUAGUGAUGUAAAUUCUCUAUACCUAUCAAAUCCAGCCCCUGCUGCCUCAGCGGAGUGGACCAAUUUAUUACGACCCUUGAGGGGGCGCGAGCCAGAGGGAGUCUGGAAUCUACUCUCAAUUAUUCGUGAAUUGUUCAGAAGACGUGAUAGUAAUGCGAUCUUUCUAUUGAAAAUACUCACUGAAGAAUGCAUCUCGUGUGAACAAGUUGUUGUAUGGUGGUUCAGUAUACGAACAUCAGCUAUUCACUCUCAUCAUGGUAACCAUGGACACCGUGCUCAUAAUAACAACAGCUCGUCGAUGCAGAACCAGCAUUCAUGCGCCAGUAUGUGCGAUGAGAUUGUCACUCUUUGGCGUUAUGCCGCAUUAAAUCCUGCUAACUCACCUGCGCAGCGUAAAGAACUUGAUUCAGAGUUUCGUAAAUGGCAUUUGCAGGUUAUUGAAAGUUCAAAGAAAGGUCGGCGAGUCGGAGGAGGUGGGGCAAAUGUGCGUAAAGUUGACAUGGACGUUUUUGCUGGAUUUAAACCAGCUAUAGAGGCAUGCCUUCAAGAUUGGAACGACUUUCCUAUUGAAGGUGUGACAUACUCAGAACGUAGGUCAGAAGAGGAUGUUUGCAAUGAGACUGAUAAACAUCCAUUAGAGGCCUCUCCAGAAUGUUCAUACCUUAUGAAAGACUCCGAUUCCUUGCAUUCCAAUGAUACAAAGCACGCGGCAAAAUUAUCUCAGAAUCGCCAGAAAUCUGAAGAAUGCGACUCAGACUUUAUUGCUGUUGACAGUUCCGAUUCACGUGGCGAUGAAACGGAAAACAUUUCGCAGUCAGUUGGAGUAUCGCAUGAUUUGGAGGGUGAUGAUGAGUCGGAAUCCGCAAACGAAGACCACGGUGCCCGACGGAAGAACAAAAGUAAACAUUCAGAUAAAAACUCUCCAGAGAAGAAUUUAGGAAUUAAACAAAAAAAUGAUGCAGACUCUGAUGGUUCUAAUGAUCGAGUCGAGGCAUCUAACUUGGCAGUCGCUGCUGCAUUAAAUGCAGAUCCUAAGGAUGCUGCUGCAGCAACUGCAGCAGGUGCUGCAGCAGCUGCAGCCCCAGAGGGAAAAAAAGUGGCUGAGGAAUUAAAUGUGUACUUUUACGAUACAAAGUCAAAGGUUCAAGAAUCUCCAAAGAAGAAAAAAGAUGAAGUUUGCAAUCCAUUUAACAAUGUGAAAAAAAUCGAAGAUAAGAUGCAGAUACAGUUUAAUCACGCAGAGGCUCUGUAUGUACACGGCCAUUCAUGGUACGCGUAUCACCUAGCUAUCCAGCUGGCCGAGGAGAUGAUUGUGAACCCGCCAAAGCUCGACACAGAGGUACCCACUGGAUUAUCCAAUAAGGGAAAGAAGCGUUACCUUCACCAACAGAGCACUUUAGCAAGCCAACUGCUCUCCAAGAUCAGCUUUCUAUGCAGUGUUCUUGCUGAACAACCUGAGUGCCACAACUUAGCAUUUAAGAUUGGCUUACUGGGCUUACAAAUCACAAGACAACCAGCUUCUACUAAAGGACUUGAGGUGAAAUUAGCGAACCAAGAAUCCGAACUGGUUGUACUCUUAAAACGAGUUCCCCUUGGUGCUCCGGAAAUGGAGCAGUUACGUGAGCUCUCAGAGCAAAUGCGAAACUGGUCGUUGCAGAAACACGGAGAAGGGGUUCUUCCACUAAUGCUGGCAGGGUACAUAUUCGAGGCAAUGUGUUUAACAUCAACUGCAUCUUCAUCAAGAUCGCCAUCGAAAUCAAUCCUGACAACUGAGCAUCGGCAGGGAGAUGAGGUUCUAGGAUUUGAGGCUGCAGUGUCGGCGCUUGCGAUGAAGAGCAAUGUGUCUGAAGCAGCUCACCCCCUGCUCUGUGAGGGCACUCGUCGACAACGAGGGGACUUAGCCUUGUCUAUGUUGAUGCACUACAGGGAUGACCAAACACCGCUCAGACGGAUAUUAGAUGCAUUUUUAGAUAAGCAACAUUUGGGUCCAGCUCAAAAGGUUGUACAGUGUAUUCCAAGCUCAAUAGCUCCAAACAAACCCUCAUUCCUAUCCACGGCAUCAAGGCCGACAAUUAACGAGGCUUCGAGAAGGGACCAGAAUCACCGGAACAACGCAGCAUUAAGUCCGGAUAGUAGAAAUCCAAGCACACAUGAACAGAGGAAAGGCAGUCAGACAGGCGAUAAUAAAGGCCGGACUGGAAAACAGAGUAGUGAACGGCUUAAGGGAGGCGCUCGAGCUAGGCUAUCCGAUUGUGAUGGUGCAGAUGAAGGAAGAGGGGCAAGCCCAAGGGCUAGCCCGGAAGAGGAACACAUACAAGGCAUGUUACCACAAGAAAACUCCAGGAAAGGUGCUCCUAUGGUGACAGGCUGGGAGGAAGAAGCAAGUGGAGCUAAUGUCGGUGUACCACUUCAGGUGAACAGUAACCAAUCAAAAUGGGACAGGAUCUUUGGAAGACAAACCAAGCGAAGUCGAGAAAUGGCAAGUAUAGACAGCAGUGCUCCAGAGACGACUUCCAGUGAUAACUCGCCUGCCUUAGGCCGGAGGUUUCCACCACCUGGAGGUUGGGGAAGACAUCAAGGGCCUGGCAGUGACAGUGGUAGUAGUGGAAAUUCCAGUGAUUCCCUCAGCUCUAGCAGUUCGUGGGACAAACCACCAACAUCCAUGCCAAAUGAAGCAAAAGAAAUAGAAGGUGCAAUAGGUGGAGUAGCAGCUCUCAGGGUAGGGCCAUGCGUAGCCUCUGAGAUGAAUGAAUCUAGAAGCUCGACUCCUAGUCCACGUAAUGGACGUAGAUUUCGUGGCAAAAACCGAGUAUAUUGUCCAUCAAUACCAAAUCAACCAAGCGAGGCAUCCGCUCAUUUUUACCUUGAGCUAGCCAAGACGAUAGUGACAAAAGCUGGAGGGAAUUCCAGUCCAACACACUUCACUCAGAACCCAGCAAACAACAACCAGUCUGGACCGCAUCGUGGACUCUUGCUAACAGCCUUUGAGGUCGGGUUCUACGCGCUUAGCCUUUACAAUGCCGUCUCACCAAACUGGCUGACGCGGACAUAUUCUGCUUACGAGUCUUUUAUCAGAAGUCAAGCAUUAGAGUUGGGUAGUGGCGGUAUCAACAUUCUUGUCAAUUACUGGGAAGGACACUUGACCCCUGCAGAAGCUGCGGCAAUAGCUGAUCGUGCAUCGCGUUGUCGAGAUCCCCAGAUGGUCCAGGCUGCUGCUGAGCUAGCUCUAUCGUGUCUGUCACAUGCCCACGCUUUAAAUCCCUCGGAUGUCAACAGGGCCUUGCUUCAGUGUAAGGAACAGGAUGUCAACAUGUUGAGUAAAGCAUGUUUAGCAGUAGAGAAUGCUGCCAAAGGAGGCGAUGUCUACCCCGACGUGCUCUUCACUGUUGGUAAACACUGGGAGUGGCUUCACAACCAAACACAGCAUCACCGUGAUGACGAAGCUAGCUCUCCGCCCGAGGAUAACAUGGUGGCAGCGGCAGCGGUAGCCGCACAUGGGAUGCACCCUCCGAUACCGCCAUACAAUGAACCCGUCAUUCCUAUUCCAGUAUCGUUGUACCAUACCUAUCCUGUACAGUACGGACCUAGGCCAACACAUCCUCCUCAUCCACCUUACCAUCCAGCUAGACCGGGCUUCAUUCCCCACAACCAGCCUCCUACAUCCCAAGCUAUGCCAGGCUGGGGUGUCCCUGCUUAUCCGCCAUGCUCCAAUCCGUACGUAGCUAUUCCUAGUGGAUUUGCAUCAAGAGCAAUGGUCGGCCCGAACCCAAACCUUCACCAGUACGUUGGUGGUGCACCACCUGUUCCCGCUAUGCUUCCAGCUCCUGGAAGGGUAGCGAGAGGUGGGUCGCCAGCUUUGGUCCCUGCACCUGUUGUUCCACAUCAGAGCCAAUACUACCUUCUUCAUACAUAUCGUGUAGGUAUGCUGGCAAUGGAUACCCUAGCAAGGCGUGUUCACGAUGAACGUUACCAGUCACGAUUCUCCCGGAAUCCUCCGUAUGGUGAGGACGUGAAGUGGCUUCUUGGUAUAGCCAAAAAACUAGGUGCAUCACAUGUUCAACAAUACUGUUUCAGUGUUCCAAAUAUAAUCUUCAGUCCGUAUGUACUACAAGAGAUUGUAACUGAGGCGGCUCAGUUCCUCUCGAAUGUCCAUCACACGCCGUUACAGAACACGCUACGAUCACCGACGCUAACACACAUUAUCCAGAAAUGCCAGCAGAUGUACAUGCAAUGCAUUCAUCAACGUAUGAACAACAUGAGCCAACACGAAUACGAGGAGGUUCUCACAAUCAUGCGCAACGCACAGAGUGCGUUCCUUAUGUCGCCAUGCGGGGCGAACCAGUUCCAAGAUUUUCUUAACAAUUUGCAUCGUAUGAAACCAGGUAAACGAGAGUUUUUGACGCGGAUAAUAUCUAGUUUGUCGUUUGGUAACAUCUAUGAACACACAUUAUCAAACCGUUGAUGACAAAUUACUGAAACUUACUACUGGCUGAAUUUUAAAAUUUUUUCUACAAAAAUACGACAUCUUAAACAAACUGAUACUGUUGACUUCCCAAAAGGUGCGCAAGGAAUCUAAUUUGGUGCAUCAACCAAGGUUGUCCACACCCAGUUGCUUCAGGCUUAAGCAAUUUGAUUCUGGUAUAGGGUAAGGAAAAUCAUUAAUGCGUGACUAACUGGUGGCGCCAGAGGUUCCUCAACGAGGAGGUCAAAGUCCUGCACAGUCUCCAGACCCACCUUAGUCCCAUCGUGGUUGGAGCUGAUAUCAGUGAAUUUAAAGUAUAGAUGCCUCAACAUGCCUGGAAAUGGAAAUUUUUGACUCUGAAAAUUUUAUUUUCAGACCAGUGUUCUGGACGAUCCCCAGACCCCCACUGGUGCCGCCAUUGUGACUGACUCACUGGCGUAAGCUAGUGUGGGGUCCGUGAGUGUACAGUAUUUAAAACUUUCCCAAGCUAAUCUUCUGUUACAUUAGCGUAGCAGUUUGAACACACUUAAUUCGAUCAUCCUCUGCUUACAGUUACCUCAUCAUUUGUAUUUAAGUUUCAGUGGAAUAUAGGGGGUAACAUGGUUACCCCCUUCCAUCUAUCCUCCCAAGUAAUCAGAUGGUUCAAUUAAGUACAGUAAAAGCCAUACCCUUGAUGCAAAUCAUAAUAUAUUAGAAAUGUAUGUAUAACAUGUUUGAAUCCACUAGUAAAAGUUAAGAAAAAUAAUCAGUACUAUGGUUAGGAAUGAACCCCAACAGAUAAACUUGUAUUUUGAGACUGAGUUGUAUUAACUGCUGUAUUAAAAAAAAAAUUCUUCCCUUCUACUCCUAAAAACUAAAUACAUGUUCCACGUUAUCUAGCAUCUGUGUACUAUAUUAGUGCCAUUAAUUAAAGGAACACGCCCUGUAAAUUUAAUACACUGACUGCUGAUAUCUAUGAAUAUUCAUAUUAUAAUUUGCCUGCCCGUGUAUCUUAUUGUGGAUUGUAAAUUAAAUAAUAUGGUGAUGUCUCAAGUCAGCAUCAUUCUAAAAUUAUUUUAGAAUGGUUAGUUGGAAGUAAAGUACAGUAUAUUCAUGUGCAUUACGGCAGUCAAUGUGUUGAAAAUGGGAACAAAAAUUGUUGUUCUCUGUUCCCUGUGAAGAAUAGUAUUACAGUAUUGAUUUUAUCAACUCCCUCAUCACCUCUAUAUAGUAGGCCUUGAAUUUAGAAGUCAUCGUAUUGGUCAACCAAGACAUUCAAAAUGACAUGUCAUUUUAUAUGACAAGUAUCGUUCAUUGUUACUCAACUAUUUUAAGCAUAUUUUAUUGUUUUCUUUAAAAAAAAUUAUACCAAAUUGAAGGAUUGAAUUUCUUGUACAUAACCCUACCACUAUUUAUUAUAAAUCGUUUAUGUUUGUUGUGAAUUUGUCUUACGUCGUUUUUGACUUAUAUAGGUAGAGUUUUAUAGUCUAACAAUUUAAGAAUUGCAGGUUGUCUUGUUAAGUAUUUUUUUGUACUAUUUUACCGAUGAAAACCCAUUAAAUUUUUGGGUGAAAAAGAAUGCAUGAUCAUUUGGAAAUACAUAAGUAUGAACCUACUUGAUUAGCUCCAUGUUAAGUACAGAAUACUGCACUUAACUGUUUUUUGACAUAGUGUGAACUUUUCUCUUUAAUCAUUUCCACUGAUUAUUAAGAGGCUAUAGAUAUCAACAACCAUAAAAUGUUGUCAAAAUACAUAUGUUUUGACAAUACAAACAUUUAGAGUUAUAAGUAUAAUAGAGUGCUAACUAGUCGAGAUGCCUAAAAUCACCUGUACAUCAGAAAUCGCUGCACAACUGCGUCGUAUUACGGCAAUAUUGUUCAUUGGGCUUUUAUUAGAAGGUUGAGCCUUGUUAUGUAUGUAGUUUGGCGCAAUUCAAAUUUGAGGUCAAAGGUUUUGAACCUUCGCUGUGCAUUACGCUUGUGUUGAUUUCAAGUCACUUUACCUACGAUUGUCUCCCUCCACCCAGGUGUAUAAGCAGGUACCUGGUAACCUUGUAUGACAAUGCACUGUUUACUAUUAAGCAAUUGAAAUAGUUGAAUAUAAUACACUAGUGGACAUUUAUUAUAUGAAGAUCAGA
Anneissia japonica is the source of this 7895-nucleotide messenger RNA. RefSeq names its product zinc finger SWIM domain-containing protein 8-like. The coding region runs from base 395 to 5779 and encodes 1794 amino acids. Gene Ontology annotation, cellular component: Cul2-RING ubiquitin ligase complex. The transcript is spliced from 18 exons. Gene Ontology annotation, molecular function: zinc ion binding. The record is from RefSeq and is a predicted model, not a curated record. NCBI's taxonomy places the organism in Eukaryota, Metazoa, Echinodermata, Crinoidea, Comatulida, Comatulidae.